Phyllostomus discolor (pale spear-nosed bat) is the source of this 721-nucleotide messenger RNA. RefSeq names its product submaxillary gland androgen-regulated protein 3B-like. Lineage: Eukaryota; Metazoa; Chordata; Mammalia; Chiroptera; Phyllostomidae. Gene Ontology annotation, biological process: regulation of sensory perception of pain. Gene Ontology annotation, molecular function: endopeptidase inhibitor activity. The record is from RefSeq and is a predicted model, not a curated record. The transcript has 4 exons. Bases 155 to 550 code for a protein of 131 amino acids.
AUCACUAGAAAUCCAUUGCAAAAUAUAUAAGAGCCGCAGUUUCUUGUUCUUUCUCACCUUCGUCACUGUUGGAAAACCAACUGGGAGGAGAUAUUUUGACCAGCAGAAUUCUCAGCCCUGAAAAGGAUCCUCACACAAACGAGAAACAAUAAGGAUGAAAUCACUGUGCUUAAUCUUGGGCCUUUUGGCCCUUGAAGCCUGUUUCCUGCCUGGUGAGAGUCAGAGAGGCCCCAGGAGACGAUAUCCACCACGACCAUUGCCUCCUCCUUUCCCUCCACAGCCUAAUCCUUUUGGCCCAGGAUUUGGUCCACCCCCUCCUCCUCCCCCUUAUGGCCCAGGGAGGAUUCCACCACCCCCUCCUCCUUCCCCUUAUGGCCCAGGUUAUCCAUAUCCACCUUUCCAACCUAACCCUAUAGAAUUCCCUGGAUACCCUCCCGAGUAUAUUACCUACUUAACCCCUGAAGUACAAUCUACUACAACAAGCUCUACCACAACCACAGAAAAACCCACCAGCCCUACAACUACUACUACCCAAGAUACAACCACUUAACCCAAGUAGUGCUACUUCACCCAAAGGCUUUUUUGUUAAAAUAGUUUCCAACUUGGGAUAAGGAUGAGAUAUUCCAGUAGUCCUAAACUGUGUAGAUAAAUAAACUUACAAAGAAACCAAAACAACUCACAUAAACAUUAGGCUAACAAAGUGAAAAUAAAGAGUUGAGCA